Molecule: messenger RNA, 777 nt
Organism: Lolium perenne
Lineage: Eukaryota; Viridiplantae; Streptophyta; Magnoliopsida; Poales; Poaceae
Source: RefSeq, a predicted model, not a curated record
AUGAUCGCCGAAGAAUCACCUCCGUCACGACCAUCGAGGGACGGAGAUUGGCCUCACAGCGCCUUCAACAAGGAAACGCCGUCCACGGACGCCGCCGUCGUGGCUCGAGGGGCAAAGGUUUCCCUUUGGCAACAUCACCGCCAUCUACACUCCGCAACACUCAACUCGCCGACCACCACGCCGCCCUCACGGCCGUGGUCACUGGCCAGCACCAGAGUCAUUGGCUCGCCCGUCGACCAACAUGACUCCCACCUUCCUGGGCCGCUGCCCCGGGAGCCCAACCCUGGCCACCGCGAAACCGAGGGAACAUAUGAGGACGGCGCUUUGAGGGCGUCGAACGCCGACCGAGGAGCAGGUAGGCCACCGCCUCCAAGCCCCGAAACCCGCCGAGGGAGCGCCACCGGCCAGAUCUGCCACCUGCAACCCCCAUGGCUACCAGCGGCCACAGAUCUGAGGCGAAAGUGGGCUCGAAACGGGCCCAGGGGCCCCUACCCCGGCCCGAAAAGGAGGCGGUCAGAUGCCGUAGACCACCACCACGCCAAGCUCCCCGCCGAGCGGGGCUGGACGGGCGUCGCGCCGCUGCACGCCGCGCCGGGCCCAACCCGCGCCGACCCCGUCUUCCACCGCCCGCCAUGGCCGGGAUUCGCGCCCCCCACCGCCGAGGAUGUUCCCCGAGAGCCGCCACCGCCGCGAGCGCGCCAGGUCCGCGCCGUCUCCACGCCGUCGUCGAAGGACCGCAUCGUCGCGCCCCACCGCACGGCGCGGCGCCCUCACUAG